This is a messenger RNA of Daktulosphaira vitifoliae (grape phylloxera), 2349 nucleotides long. RefSeq names its product very-long-chain 3-oxoacyl-CoA reductase-like. Gene Ontology annotation, molecular function: oxidoreductase activity. The transcript has 6 exons. The record is from RefSeq and is a predicted model, not a curated record. Gene Ontology annotation, cellular component: endoplasmic reticulum. Lineage: Eukaryota; Metazoa; Arthropoda; Insecta; Hemiptera; Phylloxeridae. The coding region runs from base 197 to 1171 and encodes 324 amino acids.
UAUGUGUUAUGAAUAGUCUCUGUUUUAAGUGUCUCUUUUAUAUUUUUUUUUACAAUUUUAAUAUUUUAUUAUUCGUACUAUAUAAUAUAAGAUAAACUAUAAUUUUAAUUAAAGUUGUAAUUAAUGAUAAUUCAAAUGGUAGACAUAUAACUUUAAAGUUAAGCUUAAAAUUUAUUCUUCGAUUGACUAACAAAAAAUGGAUUUAAUGUUUUGGUCAUCUGAUAGGAGUUUUUUAGAAAUUGUGGGAGUUGCUGGUUUAUGUAUAUUUUUUCUAAAGAUAUUUUAUCUCGGACUAAAGUUUUCUUAUGAACACUUAAUAGCACCUAUAAUUGGAUUGACGGUCAAUUUUCAAAAAGCUGGAAAAUGGGCAGUAAUAACAGGUGCCACACAUGGUGUUGGAAGGGAAUACGCCGAACAGUUAGCAGCUAAAGGAUUGAAUAUAGUAUUAAUAAGUAGGAGUAGGGCUAGAUUAGAAGAUACAUCAAAUGGCAUAAGAACCAAGUAUAAAGUAGAAACAAAAAUAAUUGAAGUCGACUUCUAUGAUGAAAAUCCAGAAUUAACAGACAAAAUAGUUAGAGAACUAUCCGAUUUGGACGUGGGUGUUUUAGUCAAUAAUGUUGGACUACAUAAUCCUUAUCCCGAUUAUUUUUUGAAUUUCGAUCAAAACAACCCAUUGUAUGAAAAUAUGAUUAAGUUAAAUGUCACACCAUUGGUGUAUUUGUGCAGAGCAAUAAUGCCUGGAAUGAAAAAACGCCGUCGUGGAAUAGUUAUAAAUAUAUCGUCAGCUGAAGCUGUUAUAAGCAGUCCAUUACUUGCUGUUUAUGGUGCUACAAAAGCUUUUAUUGAGAAAUUUUCUAAUGAAUUGACAAUUGAACACAAAAACGAUGGAAUUAUUGUACAAUGUGUAAUACCAUACUCAAUUGCCACCGAAAGUUUGUCAAAUAGAAACUCAUGGAUGGUACCAAGUCCAAAAGUAUAUGUUCAUUCUGCUUUAAAAACAACCGGUAUACAAAGUUUAACUACAGGAUAUUUACCUCAUACUAUUUUUGUGAACAUUGUACAAUAUUUAGAUUCUAUAUGCCAUCCAUUAAUAUCAUUAUUAAGAUUAAUGACUCUUUUAAGAAAACGUGCCAAUUUUUUGAAAGGAAAUUCAAAAACAUCGACUGUUUGAGUUAAAAUAUGUACUAAUAAACUUAUUUGUUGAUAUUAGUUAUUAUAAAAUUGAUGUUACUAUUAUGUUAUACAUAAAAAUCUAUUAUUCUUUAUUACUUGUAUAAAUAAGUAAUGUAUUUAAUUUAUUCAUUUAAUUUUAAGUUGUCCAGUUCAAAACAUGAAUAAUUAAAAUAAAUGAACAAUCUCACAAACUGAGAUUGUUACAAUUAUUAUACAUUUUACUUUUUCUAAAUUUUUUUUUAGGUAUAAUUUUUUGCAUUAUUAUCUAGUUUUUGUUUAGUUUAUUACUAGGACUGAGAGUAUAUGCAUUUAUAAAUUUUUGUUGAGAAAUUUUGAAGGAUUUCAAGUUUGUGCAACUAAACACUACCACACUUCAUUUUUUGUCUAAUUGUAUAAAAAUAAUUCAAGGGUAAUAAAAACAAAUAAAACUUUUUUUUGUUAAUUUUUUUCAAAAAUUCAUUUUACAACGAAAAAAUUUAGAGGCAGUGUUAUUAAUAAAUCACACUGUAAAGUAGCGUACAAAAUAUUUCUCGAGUCUUAAGGGGAUCAACCCUCCUAAUACAUUUCUCUCCACAAAAACUUCCAUAACAACAAAUUACUAAGUUUUUAAGACAAUUAAUACAAAUUUGUACUAGUUAAUGGCAUGUUUGGAAUAACUUCAUAAAUAAAAAAAACAAAAUUUAUAAAUACAUGCAAUUCCAUUGAAUUCCUAUAAAUCACCAUACGCGGAAUUUGAAAAAAUUAAGGAGUAAAUGAGUUUUUUUUCUACUAAAACAGAAUUUGGAACCACAAAAAUUAUUUUACUUCUCGAGUACAAAAUAUUGAACAUAUCUCUGGUCAUGAUAAAAUAAAUGCCUAAUUGUCCAUUUUUUUCCUAAUUUUUUUACUGUUUUCUCUUUAAAUUAUUAAUUUAAAAUAAUAUUUGUUCGAAAGAAUAUUUAACAUAAAAACAGUAAAAAUACUUAAAAAACAUACAUUUACAUUUUUAACAGCGUAUAAGAGCUACUUUUUAACAUAAACAUUUAAAUUUCCAUACAUAUUAUGGUCAGUUUCUUUCAAACAAUUUCUGGGAAGCAUUUGAAAAAAUUGAGGUGCAUUUAUAUUGAAACAAGAAAAUUUAAAAUGUUCAUAAUAAUCACAGUUGUUUGUUAUUUUAAUUGUGAACAGCACAAUUAA